AUGCCGCGUGCACAGGUGACUGCGGACUCCGUGGACGGUUGGUCGGAUGGAACACCACGUCGGCGCCGUCGUGACGAGGUUCUGUCUGGCACACCGCUGGUCAGCCGGUGGGAUCGAUCUCCGAAUUGGCACCGUCGACACGCGCCCAUCUGGUGCACCGUAGGAGACCGCAGGUUUGCAGCAAUGCCGUAAGCCAUUGGCAAAUUCGAGUCGUUCAUCCACUGCCAAAAAACUCGUGGCCCACAGUGGAGUUCGGCCGCGCCGGCACAUCAAGCAGCCCUAUUCAGGGUCAGGGCACUGCUUCCUUCGGGGCGGGCCUGGAAAAGCUGGCCUAAAAAUUGCUGGGGAACCACGUCGUCUGCUGGUUCACAGUGGUCGCAGACGCAAAACUCACGAUCGAAACAACCAAAAUCGAAACAACAACAACAACAACCAUACUCAUUCUCCUCAUCCUACCUCUUCUUCCUCUACCUCCGUCUAUUCUUUUGCUUAUUCUUCUCCUUCGUCAUCUUCUUCUCCACCUCCUUCCCGUCGCCCCACUUGCUUUCCCCAGACUGACAGGGUGAGCCAGCUCACUCUGGCAGCCUGGAAUGUUCGUUCCGUUUUAGACAAUCCGAGGAGCAACCGACCGGAACGGAGGACGGCACUUGUGGCACGAGAACUGGCGCGCUACAAGGUGGACAUCGCCGCACUCAGGAGACCCGAUUCUCCGAACAAGGCCAACUGGAGGAGGUGGGUGCCGAUUAAACCUUCUCCUGGAGUGGUCUACCCAAGGCAGAGCGACGAGACGCGGGUGUCGCCUUCGCCAUCCGGAACGACAUCGUGGGACGACUGCCCAGUCUGCAGCAAGGCAUCAACGAUCGCCUGAUGAGCCUCCGCCUGCCUCUCUGGGGAGGCGAAUUCGCCACCAUCAUCAGCGCCUACGCUCCGACGAUGACCAACCCCGACGCCGUCAAAGACAAAUUCUACGAGGACCUGCACGCCCUCUUGGCGACUGUGUCGAAGGCGGACAAGUUGAUUGUCCUUGGCAACUUCAACGCCCGCGUCGGCACAGACCAUACUGCCUGGAGGGAAGUGCUGGGUCCCCACGGUCUCCGCGGCUCCAACGACAAUGGUCUGCUGCUUCUCCGCACCUGCGCAGAACACCGCCUCAUCCUGACGAACAUCUUCUUCUGUCUGCCGGAGCGAGAGAAGGCCACCUGGAGGCAUCCUCGGUCGCGUCAGUGGCACCUGCUGGACUAUGUCCUCGUCCGGAGGCGAGAUCAGCGGGAUGUGCUGGUGACGAAGGCGAUCGCGGAUGCUGACGGGUGGACCGACCAUCGCCUCGUCAUCUCGAAGAUGCGUAUUCGCCUACAGCCUCGCAGGGACAACAAGGUUAGCGACCCCCGGGUAAGCUGAAUGUUGCUCUGUUGUCUUUGCCCUCUCACCGUCUUUAUUUCAGCAAUGAGCUAGCUCAACGGCUAGACAACCUUCCAAUCGCUGCCGACGCCGCCGUCGCUGCCGAGAACGCCUCCGUGGAGAACCGCUGGUGUCAACUGCGAGACACGGUCCAGUCGACGGCGCUCGCCGUCCUUGGUCGCGCUCCCCGUCAACACAAGGACUGGUUCGACGACAACGACGCCGCCAUCAGAAAUCUGCUUGCUGAGAAGAACCGCCUACACAAAGCCUACGUAGAUCAUCCCACUGAGGACAACAAAGCUGCCUUCUACCGCAGUCGCCGCCAACUUCAGCAACGUCUGCGCGAGAUGCAGGACGCCUGGACUGCUCGCAAAGCUGAGGAGAUCCAAGGGUACGCGGACCGGAACGAAUGGAAGAACUUCUUCUCCGCGAUCAAAGCUGUCUACGGUCCGCCGACGAAGGGCACCGCUCCUCUCCUCAGCGCCGACGGCAGCACUCUCCUGACUGAGAAGACGCAAAUCCUACAGCGAUGGGCCGAGCAUUUCCGAGGCGUCCUCAACCGCCCCUCCGUCAUCUCCGACGCCGCCAACGCCCGCUUGCCGCAAGUGGAGACCAACGUGGACCUCGACCUCCCGCCAUCUCUCCAGGAGACCAUCAGGGCCGUGCAGCAGCUCUCCAGCGGGAAAGCACCCGAAUCGGACGCAAUCCCUGCUGAGGUCUACAAGCAUGGUGGUCCCCAACUGAUGGAUCACCUGACUGCGCUCUUCCAGGAGAUGUGGCGUCAAGGUGAAGUCCCGCAAGAUUUCAAGGACGCAACAAUCGUGCACCUAUACAAACGCAAAUGA
Messenger RNA from Spirometra erinaceieuropaei, 2243 nucleotides. The record is from the annotation of a GenBank genome assembly. NCBI's taxonomy places the organism in Eukaryota, Metazoa, Platyhelminthes, Cestoda, Diphyllobothriidea, Diphyllobothriidae.